AUGUCAAGUAAAUAUCAUCAGACCUCUCACUUGACUGCCCAAAAUCAGCUUAUACAAUGGAUAAACGAAGCAGGAAUGUCAGAAGGAACAAAAAAGUCAAAUUUGCUAAGAAAAAUUGUCGAAGUGAUGCUACAUCAGGCACCACAAACAGUACCACUUUAUAUGGAAAACAUCUUAAGUUUUGUCAGUGAUAAGUCCACAGAAGUGAGAAAACAGGUUGUGGCUUUUAUAGAAGAGUUAAGUAAAAAAUAUCCGGAAUAUCUGCCAAAAAUCAUUGGACAGUUACAGUUGUUGGUUAUAGACACAGUGAUAGCUGUACAGAAGCGUGCUAUACAAGCUGCCAGCAUAGUGUACCGAAAUGUUCUUAUAUGGUUGUGUAAAGGCAAAGCAGACCAUGCUGAAAUGCAGUAUGUUUGGGACCAUCUCACCAAAUUAAAGUUGCUGAUUUUGAAUAUGAUUGAUAGCGAAAAUGAGGGUAUUCGGACACAUUCAAUAAAGUUUUUGGAAGAAGUGGUAUUGUUGCAGAGCCCUAGCGAAGGCUCGGGUGAGGACUUCAGCCUCGAUAAUAUACCAACACAUUUGCCUUUCUUGAAAAGGCGCACGCUUGAAGAGGAAUCUGAACAUAUAUUCGAGCUUCUAAUAAAAUUCCACAACUCACAACACAUAUCCAGCGUUAACCUAAUGGCCUGUAUGACCACGCUAUGUCUUCUCGCAAAGGUCCGACCUAAGUACAUGCCGCGAGUCGUCCAAGCGUUAGGUGACUUGCACACUACAUUACCACCCACGUUGUCGCAAUCGCAAGUGAAUUCAGUGCGUAAACACUUGAAAAUGCUCUUAUUGAAUUUGAUAAAGCAUCCUUCCUCUAACGAUAUGCUGCCCCACCUGACGCAACUUCUCGCCGAUAUAGGCAUGACGGCUCAAGAGAUUAACAAGGCCAUACCGAAAGAAAGAAGGAACAAGCGCGUUAAUGAGAUAAAGAAUGACGAUACCCCGGCGAAAAGGCUUAGAGUCGAUUCACCACAAAGCAAUAGUCAAGGUAGUGACAGCAACAGUCGCAGUGACUUUGUAUACGAAGAUGAUUCAAGUCAACAGAGCGUGGUAGCAGUCACUAAGGCAACUGUGACCGAGGACUCAAUAUUCGAUGGGUUGAACAACGUUGAAAACGUCGUCAGCCUUGUAACGCACACUCUCGUUAACCACCUCCCGAUCAACAUACCGAGUGGUUUCUUCACAGCGUACAAACCUAUACCUAACUCGGGAAGUAAAGCACAGAAGAGGAAUUUGGCUAAAAUGUUGCUAGCUCUGAUCAAAGAUGAGCCAGCCCCGAUUCCACCACCAGUGCAACCUCAGCCUUCAUUGUCAGACCUUGCUGCGAAAAUACCGUUGUUAAGAGACGAUGAUGAAAAAAUAACCUUGAAAAACGCCGUAGCCAAGUUACAGGAGUCAACGAAAGCAGAGAAACAGAUAGAAAAUGCUGUGAGCAAGUUAAUGGAAGAGACUAGACAAGAGCAUUUGAAGGAAGAAGAACGAAAGGAGAAAGAGAAGGAGAAGUUAGUUCCACCGCCAACUCCAACUAUUCCUAAAUUAAAACAUAGAGUAAAGUUGUUGAAAUUGCAAGAACUUACCCGUCCUAUACCUAAAGAGAUAAAGGAGAAACUGAUGCUGCAGGCAGUGGAAAGGAUACUCAGGGCAGAACAGGACUGUGCGAUAGGAGGCGCCUCGCAGAUUCGCACGAAAUUUAUAACAAUCUUCGCCUCUAGUUACACAUCAGACAUCAGGGAUUUGGUUCUCAACUACAUUUUAGAAGAUCCCGUCAACAGAAUCGACUUAGCCUUGUCCUGGUUGUACGAAGAGUAUGCUAUCAUGCAAGGCUUCAAUCGACAUCCAGUGACGUUAAAGAGUUUUAAUGAGAAACACGAUCAGAACUACAACCAGCUCCUAUGUGCCUUGGUGACCCAGAUUUGCGAAAGAGGAGACCCCAGUUUAGAGAACAGCAAGGAUGUACUGAUGAGGAAAAUCUACUUAGAGUCUCCGGUCGUGACUGGAGAGGCGAUAGAUUACUUGAAGCAUUUGGUCACUGAAGAAAAAAUGGCGCUUUUGGCUCUUGAUUUGUUGGAGGAAUUGUGUAUCAUGAGACCACCUAGAGCGCAUAAAUACGUCCCGUCUUUGGUAGCUCAUGUGUUAAACGAAAAUGAAGAAAUCCGGGAUGUAGCUCUUAAAUCGACUGUCAAAAUCUACAAGCAGAGCACAGAAUCGGCCAAACGUGUGAUAGAGAAACACGCUCUCUUAUACCUGGGCUUCAUUUCACUGUCUAUGCCACCUCCAGAGUUGGUCAACAUGCGACAAGUCAGGGUUUGGACGGACGACCUCUAUAAACUCUGUUUGAAUCUGGUAAUGGCGUUGUUCCCGGAGAAAGAAGAGCUAAUAGUGGAAGUAGCCCGUGUGUACGGGUGCUCCGGUGCGGAAGCUAAGCGUUGCGUGCUUCGCUGUGCCGAAGGUCCUCUUAGAGCCGCGGCCGCAGCCCCGAUUCCCUCCAGUGAUGAGAACGAAGCUCCCCCAGGAGCUUUACGUCCCUCAUUCCAAGCACUGCUUGAUGAGUGUCCGAGAGGAGCCGAGACCUUGUUGACGCGUCUAGUUCAUAUACUUACCGAGAAAGCGCCCCCUAGCCACGAGCUGGUGUCUCGUGUCCGGGAGCUGUACGCUACGCGCGUUUCCGACGUGCGUUUCCUUAUUCCUGUCCUCAACGGACUUAGUAAGAAAGAGAUUCUAGCUGCCUUGCCGAAAUUAAUUAAACUGAAUCCUGUGGUUGUAAAAGAAGUUUUCAAUAAAUUGCUGGGACUACAAAAUCCUAAUGAGGAACACUCACCUGUCUCCCCAGAGGACCUGCUAGUGGAACUUCACCUUAUAGACCCGAGUAAAGCUGACCUCAAAUACAUCAUAAAGGCAACGGCGAUUUGCUUCGCCGAGAAGAACACCUACACACAAGAUGUAUUAUCAGCGGUUCUGCAGCGCUUGGCAGAGGAGCCUGACAUCCCGGUGCUGAUGAUGCGCAGCGUGUUGCAGGCCCUCACUCUGCAUCCUGGGCUGGCACCGCUCGCCCUCGAUAUACUGAGAUUGCUCAUUGACAAGGAGGUGUGGACGCACAAGGUGGCGUGGGAGGGCUGGGUGAAGUGCUGCGAGCGGCUGUGCGGCGCGGGCAUGGGAGCGGGAGGGGGCGCUGCGGUGGGUGGCGCGUGUGAGCGGGACGGCACGUGCGCGCUGCUGCGCUCGCUGCCGGUGCACGCGGCCGCCGCGCUGCCGCCGCACCUGCAGCAGCUCUGCUCGGACCCCCAGUUUCCACAACCUGCUAAUCCCUUGGAGCCGUUACCUCCAGGGAUGGAAUGA
This is a messenger RNA of Parnassius apollo (apollo), 3384 nucleotides long. Lineage: Eukaryota; Metazoa; Arthropoda; Insecta; Lepidoptera; Papilionidae. The record is from the annotation of a GenBank genome assembly.